Ilex paraguariensis (yerba mate) is the source of this 594-nucleotide messenger RNA. The record is from the annotation of a GenBank genome assembly. NCBI's taxonomy places the organism in Eukaryota, Viridiplantae, Streptophyta, Magnoliopsida, Aquifoliales, Aquifoliaceae.
AUGGAAGGAGAAUGUUCAAGUAGUUUGCAAAUGAUUGAUAAAAAUGUUGAGACUAAAAUACAGAAUGUGGCCAACGUAAAUGAGUCUAAGGUUGGGAUGAUGUUUGAAAGUGAAAAAGAAUUGUUUGACUACUACACAAAUUAUAGCAAGCAAUUGGGGUUCCCAGUUAAGAUAAGAUCAUUAGCAAAAAGAGAUGAUGGAACGUUCGAGUGCAAUUCCAAAAAUCCUUUCAAACCGCGUCCAAGCAUCAGAACAAGUUAUAAGGCUAAGGUCCUAGUAAUUUUAUGUGCUGAUAGAAAGUUGCGACUAAACACUAUCAUGCUUGAUCAUAACCAUGAGGAUUCGAAAACUAUCCAAAGUGGUAAUGUUGCCGAAAGUGAUGGUCAAUACUCCAAUUUGCCUCUUUAUAAUAACAAUUUGGCCUUAUUAUGGGGAGUCACUCUAAGAGGUCAUGAAAACCAAUCAUAUGGGAUGGAAAACUAUUUCAUGGAUAGUGCUGCUGGCUUUGAUGAAGGGUUUUUGAAUGGGCUUUCUGGAAGUGAGGUCUACCUCACCAAUAUCAAUGAAGGGGUUUUGUUUGGAUGGUCUGAUUGA